AUGUCUCUGAAGGAAAUGCUACCUUCCCUGGCCAACGAUGGCGAAGGGUCUCCUACCUCGGUUGCCUCCAAGAAGAUGCCGGCGGGCGAACGGCAAAAAUCGAGCUUGAAGGCAGCGUUGCUGAAACGCCAGGAUUCGGCCCAUUCUACUGGAGGCAAGAAAAGAAGCAGUCGCAGCCCAAAGAAAAGCCGGUCCUCCGGCACUGACGAGCAAGCAGUUCCCAGACCUUCCAUGCUCAAGCGAGUCAAUUCUCAAGCAGACCGCCGCAUAUCCUCUCGAUCGCCGCCGCGAAGAGCAACACAGACAGACAAGGUCAAGAAGAAAGAUAUCAAGCGAACUUAUUCGUCAUCCAGUCGCGACAAAACUCGAGUUCGUCGGAGUAAAAGCCAGGACGACGGACGCAUGCAUCACACGGAGAGCAUAAGCAACCUAUCUUCCAAGAGAAGCGGGAGCAAAAGCUCCAAUAGAGAAUCCAAGAGACAGCAGUAUCGAGCAGAAGAGGAAUGUCGCAAGACGACCAAGAUGGCAAACUCGCAAACUGACAGCAGUGAAGACGAGAGGGAGUUGGAAGCAUUGAUCCACGCUACUGAUGCUGCAUUGGAUGCUCCAACGACUUCCGGUACCGGGGCUGGACCUUCGAGGCAGUCGCGAAGGGCCUCUAGAGCCCGCACCGUGAGUCCUCAUCGUUCCGGCGCUAGUAUUCAACGAAGCCAAUUGACUCAAGGACUGAGCCUACAACCGGAAUCGUUCCAUACCAGUUUCUCCCAGACAACUUCAGGGGGCAUGUGCAAGCCUGAUCCGCUCGCUUCAACCUGGCAUUCCAACAGAAGAAACGUCCUUGGCCGAAGCAGGGAGGAUCUGAUGAAGGAGCUUGGUUACUCUGCUCCUCCACGUACAUGCACCAAGAAAAGGGCCGAUGACGUUCAAAAGGAAAAGGAGAGUGUCGAUGACGUUCAGAACCUUUCGAAGACCCCUAUGUCGGAGGCGCAGCCAAAGACCGAUGUGGCUCUGUUGUUCAAAAUGGUAACCAGUCUUCAGGAGGAGCUUACAGAGCUACGAGAGCAAGUCAAAACGGUACCUACACUCCAGGAGGAGCUUCAAGCUUUGCGCCAGCAAGUCAAACUCCUGAGGGGAGAGCGAGGAAGAGCUGGCACCAAGGCUCCCACUUGUGUCACCCUUGAUUCUGAUAUCUGUACGACUCCAGGCUCGUCAAGUGGCAUUGUAUUGCCCAUCACCAAACAUGUAACUCGAACGCCCAAAACGAACGCCAAGCCUGCAGACUACAGGUUCUCCAAGGCUGGGGACGAUGAUCUUCAUUUUGCCGACCUCGAGGAGGUACCCGAAAUGGACGGCUCUGAAAUGCUGCGUAUCAUGGCUGCUUGUCUGGCGAUGGAACCUGACCCAUCGACUCCUGCUGCUCGGAGGGCUACCAAGAUUGCAGAAGGCGUGUCGGAUGCUGCUCUGACUCUGGGUAAAUCUGGUGUGGGUCUUGUCGUGGGCACUCGAAAGGCUGCCACUGAUGUGGUCGUGGGCACGGGCAAGGUGGCUACAGAUGUGGUUGUGGGGACUGGCAAAGUUGGAAUGGACGUUGUCAAAGGCACUGUCAACGCUGGUAAGACUGGAGUCAGUGUGGCAGGCAAGACUCUACGAAUGCUUGGCUCUGUGGCAGAGAUGAGUCUCUCUGGUUCCCCAAAAAAUAACGGCAAAUGCAACCCCAACCGUUGGAACAGAGUGACCCCAGGAGAAAAGGCCCAUCCUAGUAGUCUUCCAAAGCAAAUGAAUGAUUUGGACGAUUCGGACGACGAUGACUUCAGCGUUUCUUCUUUCUCCAGUCCUCGCCACGUCCCCACGGCCACAAGCUGA
Messenger RNA from Seminavis robusta, 1863 nucleotides. NCBI's taxonomy places the organism in Eukaryota, Bacillariophyta, Bacillariophyceae, Naviculales, Naviculaceae. The record is from the annotation of a GenBank genome assembly.